UCUUACCGUACAGCGGUACAGGUGUCACGGAACGCCAUAAACCGCCAAAGUUUACUCUACAACUGACACGUGGCACCCCGCCAAAUGUCAUGAUUUUCUCACAUUCACCACGCUUCCACUGAAACGGACGUAUAAGAAUUAAGAACGAACCAAAACGAGGCAUCGGAAAACUCCAUAUUAGCAAUGGAGGAGAAACUGAUAGAGAGGCUUGAAUCGGCGGUGGUGCGGCUGGAGGCGCUGUCGGCCGGAGGGGCGGUUCCUCAGCAGGGUGGCGGGGAUGCCGCCGCGCUGGAUCUGUCGAUUGUGGCUUUCGACGAUCUCGUGGCACAACGCCUUGGUAGGGUUUUGGCUGCUGCGGAGAAGGUUGGGGGACAGGUUUUGGACGUGACCAAGGUUCUGGCCGAUGCGUUCUCUGCUCAGCGGGAGCUCCUUAUCACGGUCAAGCGGACGCAGAAACCAGACAUUGCAGGUUUGGCCGAGUUUCUCAAGCCACUAAAUGAAGUGAUACUUAAAGCCAACUCAAUGACUGAAGGAAGGCGAUCAGAUUUUUUUAACCACUUGAAAGCUGCUUCUGAAAGUCUUGCAGCUCUAGCCUGGAUUGCAUAUACUGGAAAAAAUUGUGGUAUGAGCAUGCCUAUUGCACACGUUGAAGAAAGUUGGCAGGCUGCAGAAUUUUACAAUAACAAGAUUCUUGUUGAGUUCAAAAAUAAAGACCCGAGUAAUGUGGAGUGGGCCAAAGCUAUGAAGGAGCUCUAUGUGCCAGGUUUGAGGGAUUAUGUGAAGAGUCACUAUCCUUUGGGCCCUGUUUGGAGUGCCACUGGUAAAAAAAUUGUUUCUGCCCCAACAAAAACUACUAUGCCAAGCACUCCCGCACCUCCAUCCACUCCACCUUCAUCACUUUUUACUUCACAAUCUCGUCAGUCUUCAUCAUCACACUCAAAGGAGGGGAUGGCUGCUGUUUUUCAAGAAAUUAAUUCGGGAAAGUCAGUGACUGCAGGUUUGAGAAAGGUCACAGAUGACAUGAAAUCUAAGAACCGCACAGAUAGGAGUGGCGUUGUUUGUGCUAGUAAGAAAGAAAGUCAUGUCAAUUCUCCUUCUUUGUCUAAAGUGGGAUCUCCAAAACUAGAGCUCCAAUUGGGUCGUAAGUGGGUGGUUGAGAAUCAAACUGGAAGGAAGGAUUUAGUGAUUGAUGAUUGUGAUGCAAAGCAGUCAAUUUAUGUUUUUGGAUGCAGAGAUUCUGUUUUGCAGAUCCAAGGGAAGGUCAACAACAUAACAGUUGAUAAAUGCACCAAGAUGGGUGUUGUAUUCACAGAUGUUGUGUCUGCUUUUGAGAUUGUGAAUUGCAGUAGUCUUGAGGUGCAGUGCCAGGGUUCAGCUCCAACAAUUACAGUGGAUAAUACAGGUGGCUGUCAAUUAUAUCUGAGCAAAGAUUCUUUGGAGACAUCUAUAACGACAGCCAAAUCAAGUGAAAUCAAUGUCUUCAUACCUGGUGCUAGGCCAGAUGAUGAUUGGGGGGAACAUGCAUUGCCACAGCAGUUUAUUCACGUAUACAAAGAUGGCCAGUUUGUAACUACUCCGCUCUCCCACUCUGGAGCCUAAUGCUGGAAAACUCUUCACAUUCAACUGCAGUGGGAAACUCGAGACUUCAUGGGAAAGAUGGCAUAAAUAUCCAAGCCCAUGCUUGAUUCUACUGUUUAGCUUUUUCGUGUUUCUAUUAUGGUACGUGUUUGUUCUCCGAUCAAUGUGUUAUCUUUUCUGAGGAGACCACAAAUGGAAAACAAUGGUUUACAGGGCGCAGAAUUUUUUUUGGCAAUUUGGAUCAAUUGUUGUUCAUUUGUGCAUUAUUUAUUAAUCAAUGACAUAACAUUGUUACUGAAUUAACAUGUUUUUGCAGUUU
Messenger RNA from Diospyros lotus (date-plum), 1897 nucleotides. Its product is annotated as cyclase-associated protein 1-like. The transcript is spliced from 10 exons. Lineage: Eukaryota; Viridiplantae; Streptophyta; Magnoliopsida; Ericales; Ebenaceae. Gene Ontology annotation, cellular component: cytoplasm. Gene Ontology annotation, biological process: regulation of adenylate cyclase activity; cytoskeleton organization. The record is from RefSeq and is a predicted model, not a curated record. Gene Ontology annotation, molecular function: adenylate cyclase binding; actin binding. Bases 184 to 1599 code for a protein of 471 amino acids.